UUACGCCACAGGUUAUCAUUCCUCCUUCCUUCCCUGAGCUAAAAGUGGAUGGUCAAAACCCUGCUUGCUUGUUCAUUGGGUUGUGCUCUACUAACGCUGCUCUGCGUCUCCUUUGUCCUUGAAAAAUGGCCUCUACAUUCUUCAGGAGAAUGGCGAAAGCUGUUCCAAUAGGAUUUCGGGGGCAACACAAGUCCAAUUACGGUGCGUUUCGCAUUCCUUUUGGAGCAAUUGCAGCAGUUUCUGGUGGAAUCUCCUAUGUGUACUACUACUCGUCUCCAAACUUGGCUCAUCUUGACCAAGUCAAAGAAGAUACUUUUCCAAAAGUUGCUCUUAAACCAGAUAAGUGGAUUGAAUUUAAGUUACAAGACACUGCAAGAGUUAGCCAUAAUACUCAAUUAUUCAGGUUCUCAUUUGAUCCCUCUGCCAAGUUGGGUUUGGACAUUGCCUCAUGCAUCCUUACAAGGGCUCCAUUAGGACAAGAUGCUGAAGGAAAAACAAAAUAUGUCAUACGCCCGUAUACUCCUAUAUCAGACCCAGAUGCCAAGGGAUAUUUUGACUUAUUAAUUAAGGUUUAUCCUGAGGGCAAAAUGAGUCAGCAUUUUGCCAGCUUAAAGCCUGAUGAUGUUGUUGAAGUUAAAGGGCCCAUUGAAAAGCUUAGAUAUUCUCCCAAUAUGAAGAAACACAUUGGCAUGAUUGCAGGUGGAACAGGCAUUACUCCAAUGCUUCAAGUAAUUGAGGCUAUCCUUAAGAAUCCCGAUGACAACACUAAGGUUUCCUUGCUUUAUGCCAAUAUCUCCCCUGAUGACAUCCUACUUAAACAGAAGCUUGACUUCCUUGCUACUAGCCACCCAAAUUUAAAGGUAUUCUACACAGUAGACAAUCCAUCAAAGAACUGGAAAGGAGGAACAGGAUACAUAUCAAAGGAUAUGGUUGUGAAAGGCUUACCUGGUCCUAGCGAUGAUACACUUAUCCUGGUAUGUGGGCCCCCUGGAAUGAUGAAGCACAUAUCUGGUGAUAAGGCUAAAGACUACUCGCAGGGAGAGCUCACUGGCAUACUCAAAGAUCUCGGAUAUACUGAGCAAAUGGUUUACAAAUUUUAAUAGAGACAUUUAAGCAUGUUAUUAUCAAAUUUUGAAUAAGGCAAAAGGCUUUCUUUGCCCUUUGAGUAUCUCUAAAAUGUCCUUUAGAGUCAAAUAAGUCAUUUAACUGUGUCCAAAUAAAUUUUAUAUUUUUUAAUUUUAAUCCAAUUAAGUUUAAUUUA
Molecule: messenger RNA, 1261 nt
Organism: Hevea brasiliensis (rubber tree)
Lineage: Eukaryota; Viridiplantae; Streptophyta; Magnoliopsida; Malpighiales; Euphorbiaceae
Product: NADH-cytochrome b5 reductase-like protein
Exons: 13
Coding region: 126-1100 (324 amino acids)
Molecular function (GO): cytochrome-b5 reductase activity, acting on NAD(P)H
Source: RefSeq, a predicted model, not a curated record